AUGAUGAAUGCGCGAGAGAAACAAAAGUACAUAGAAAGUUUCGCUUUUCCUCGUUGCGAUUUAAUAGAAAAAUAUGAAAUAGUGACCAAAAUUGGACAAGGAACUUUUGGUGAAGUUUUCAAGGCAAGAGAUAAGAGUAAUCCUAAAAAAUUCGUGGCUAUGAAGAAGGUUUUGAUGGAUGAUGAAAAACAGGGAUUUCCAAUUACAGCUCUUAGAGAAAUACGGAUACUGCAGUUAUUGAAACACGAAAAUGUAGUAAACCUGAUCGAAACCUGCAGAACAAAGCCUUCCCAGCACAACAAUUAUCGUUCAACGUUUUAUCUGGUUUUCGAUUUUUGUGAGCAUGAUCUAGCAGGUUUGUUAUCAAAUGUUAACGUUAAAUUCAGUUUGGGUGAGAUCAAGAAAGUUAUGCAGCAACUUCUGAAUGGACUUUACUUCAUUCAUAAUAACAACAUUUUGCAUAGAGAUAUGAAAGCUGCAAAUAUAUUGAUGACCAAGAAUGGAGUUUUGAAACUUGCUGACUUUGGGCUAGCUAGACCAUUCAGUUCUAACAAAAAUGGAGUAGCAAAUAGGUACACAAAUCGGGUUGUUACUUUAUGGUAUCGACCGCCAGAACUUCUUCUUGGAGAGCGUAAUUAUGGUCCGCCAGUUGAUUUGUGGGGUGCCGGUUGUAUCAUGGCUGAACUGUGGACACGUAUUCCAAUAAUGCAAGGAAAUAGUGAGCAGCAUCAGCUUACUCUGAUAUCUCAACUUUGUGGUUCAAUAACUACACAAGUAUGGCCUGGAGUGGAAAAUUUGGAUCUGUUUAAGAAAAUGACGUUGCCUCGGGAGCAAAAGAGGAAAGUUAAAGAACGUCUUACCCCAUACUUAAAGGAUCCACAUGCCUGUGAUCUAUUCGAUAAGCUCUUAGUACUCGAUCCCUCCAAACGUGUUGACGCGGAUACGGCCCUCAACCACGAUUUCUUCUGGACUGAUCCCAUGCCCUGCGAUCUAGGAGAAAUGUUGGCUAACCAUACACAGAGUAUGUUUGACUUCUUAGCCACUUCAAGACGUUCAACACAAAUGAGACCUAGGCCAUCUACAUCUACUGUUCAAGACAGUGGAUAUCAGGAUAGAGUUUUCUAGUGGAAAGUUGGUGUUAUGUUAUGUGACGUAGAAUUGAAAUGGAAUAAACUGGACUGUUUGGAGAUCAGCCAAAAUGUAAUCCUCCAUUAUCAAAAACCCUUGUGAAUUAAUGUGAAAAUUAAACCAGUGUGACUAAAGAAGUAGUGCAAUUUUUUUUUUCAAAUUGAUAUGGCAUGACAUUCAUUACUUAU
This is a messenger RNA of Leptinotarsa decemlineata (Colorado potato beetle), 1316 nucleotides long. Its product is annotated as cyclin-dependent kinase 9. Lineage: Eukaryota; Metazoa; Arthropoda; Insecta; Coleoptera; Chrysomelidae. Gene Ontology annotation, biological process: protein phosphorylation. Gene Ontology annotation, cellular component: nucleus. Gene Ontology annotation, molecular function: RNA polymerase II CTD heptapeptide repeat kinase activity; ATP binding; cyclin-dependent protein serine/threonine kinase activity. The record is from RefSeq and is a predicted model, not a curated record.